Molecule: messenger RNA, 8275 nt
Organism: Plodia interpunctella (Indianmeal moth)
Lineage: Eukaryota; Metazoa; Arthropoda; Insecta; Lepidoptera; Pyralidae
Gene: 5PtaseI
Product: Inositol polyphosphate-5-phosphatase type I
Exons: 13
Coding region: 643-2346 (567 amino acids)
Biological process (GO): phosphatidylinositol dephosphorylation
Molecular function (GO): inositol-polyphosphate 5-phosphatase activity
Source: RefSeq, a predicted model, not a curated record
GAAUAAGAGGACCGAAUUAAAAAGUCCUGAAACAAAGUUGAACGUUUCAUUUACAAUGUGCUGUGUAGAAAACAAAUUUGUUUUGUUGCUAUUUUGUUUUAAAAUUAUUUUUUAAAGUUUUGAAAAUAAUUUUCUAAAUUUAGCAGUUCAAAUGAGCGUUCAAAAGAAAUAUUUUUAAUAAGAGAUCGAGCUGAUCAGUUCUCACUUAUCUCCGCCCCGAUUCCCGACAGCUGGUUGGUUUACGUCACGAGUUAACUAACGCGUGGACCUCACGACCCGGCCUUAAUUCUGAAAAUCAAUUGUUUUUCUAAAAUUUCAGCAUUGCAUAAAAGAAGAGACACAAGGGAACCGAUUGAAUUUUGUCGGUUAAUGUUUGUUUGAUAGUGUGAGUGUAAAAAUGUCAUUCAUUGACAAAUGUCAGUCAAAAAGGGCUAUUGGGCGAAACAGGCGAUUUUCCGAGAUUGUACGUUUAUUUUGCUGUUUACGAUAGGAAAUAACAAACUUGACAACAAUAAUGUAAUCAAAACUGUUCGUCAAUAGUGCGUUAGCGCGCCAAACUGGCCAAACAGCGGGCUACACUGUGUGGAUGUUAACCUCGCCUGUUUGGCUCAAUUGUUUUCGCAUAAAAUCGUUUUAGGGAUCAUGUUGAAGUUCAAAAAGAUGGGCUCGGAUAAAGUGCCGUUAUUACUCGUGACCGCAAAUGUAGGAUCUAUAUUUGAAGACCCAUCAGUGAUGCUUCCGAUAUGGACGUCAGAAUUCCUCCAGGCAGUAGCUCGCAUGGACCCGAAGUUUAUAGCGCUACACUUACAAGAAGUGGGGGGAAAAGCCUAUGAGAAGUCCAUGCAGUACGUGCAGGAUUUCGUGCAAAGACUCUGUGGCUGUCCCGAGCUGAGGUUGUAUGACAAGAUCAGGAUUUAUCUGGACGAAGACUUCAGCUCGCCUGAGAAAUUUACAGCUUUGGGCAACAUGUACUUCGCGCAUUCGUCCCUGAUUGACCUCAAGAUAUGGGACUUCGAUCUCAAAGCGUACGUGGAGGUGGCAGGCAAGGAGGUGCACAGCGGCAACAUUGAGAAGGUCACUACCAAAGAGAAGGCCAAAUUCCCACAGCACUUCUUCCCAGAAUGCAAAUGGUCCCGUAAAGGCUUCCUCCGGACACGAUGGCUGAUCCGCGGCACGGCUGUGGAGUUCAUCAACAUCCAUCUGUUCCAUGACGCCUCCAAUUUGCUGGCGUUGGAGCCCUUCCCUUCAGUAUACUGCCGCAGCCGUAGACGCGCCCUACGUCACACACUGCGCCAUUUGCAUUCCGAUGUGAACGCGGCCCCGUAUUUCAUAUUCGGGGACUUCAACUUCAGGACCGACACGGGCGGAGUUGUCAAGAAAGUAACCGAAGAUCUCUCAGCGUCUAGAGUGCAAAACGGUAGCAGUGUGGAUUCAUCCAAACUUCAGUUCCGGAGUGACGGGCGAGUGGUGCUCACUGUGGGCAAGAAGGAGUUCUCGCACCAGGACCACCAGAAGAUAUUCAGAGAACCUUGGCUGCAACGCUUCGACCGCGAGCUAGACGCUCUCAAACCACAUCUGUACGAGUUUCCAGUCAAGUUCCCGCCCUCGUAUCCGUUUGAGGAGGACAUACACCUCCCUACGCAUUAUAUGAAGACCAGAUGUCCGGCGUGGUGCGAUAGGAUCUUACUGUCUCAGUCGGCAAGGUUGCUGGUGCAGCAGGACUCCAGUCGGGCCGAGAACAGAACAUCCAGGAAGUCAGUGACGGACUCCACGGACAGUAGCGGCCGAGUGUCGUCCUCCGACAGCAGCCCCGCGAGGUCGGGCUCCCCGGCCAGGAAUCACCAGUCGAGUCCAGGCAAAACGCUGGAGAAAAAAAGCAGCAUGGCUGAAAUUGACGCUCUGUCUGUACCGGGGAUCAACGUCAGCCGGAAGAGUAUUGCUGACCCUACCAGCAUCCAGCAGGCUAUUAACGCUCGGGUAGCAGAAGCGGACAGCUCGCCAAUUCGUCGCAAACUCGUCCGCAAUCAGUCUGAAGGGUCGCCGAAGCCUGUCGACAGCUUGUCCUCUGAGCUGCGGCGGCUGGUGGAGGCUCCCGCCAGAAAGAGAAGCGAAUAUGGCGUCAUUGGGAGCGAGGCUUGUAUGGGAGAUCAUAAGCCAAUCUACCUCCGCGUGAUGCUACAAACAGACCGAGGCAAUUUCCGCCAGGAGGUUUAUUCCGAGUCCUCGCCAAAACACAGCAAGACCGAGGAACAAGAGCACGAGCAAGUCGCAGAAUCAGCCAACACCAGGUUCAUUCACUUUAACCUCGACAGCCCGUGCCAUAUUUUCAAAGAAACUGAUAUUUAAAUAUACUUUUAUAGUUUACUUUCAAGCUGGUCGCAUCUUUUCCUUUUUUAUUUAAAAUAAGUAAAUGUUGUUUUGCUCGACAUAAGAGUUUAUAAAACUGGCACAUUAUAUUUUAUAAUAAAAAUGUAUUGUUUUCAAACAUCGAUUUCGAUCAAAGUGUUUCGAUUUAUAGUUCUUCUAGAAAAGGACGGCAAGAUGAUAAAGCAUACGUAAAAUUCAUUUAUGUCUUUUUAUCCAAUUAUUAAAGUUUUUAGUUACUUUUCUAUUUAAACGAAGUGACAUAUUUAAAGUCCAAGUUGACCUUUACAAUUAUUUUAUUGACUAUUAACCUUAUUCGCUGUAAUAAAAAAAUAGAUUUAAUUACUUAUGAUAAAAUACUUAUCUCAAAAACAAAAAAAAGGUGUUUACUCUUACGCAUAAAGUUUACUAACUUUAUUUUUAGUCUGCUUUUAUCAGUCAAUUAUUUGAUAAAUAUGACGUAAAACUUGUUACUACGUGUAGUAUGAGACUAUAUUUGUCAUUUUAUUGUCCAUAUAAAUCAUAAAAUUAUAUUACGUAAAUAAUAUAAAAUACCUAAACAUUCCAUUCUUAAAAAAAUAAUUUAUAACCAAAGAAAAUACUUGUCAACAGUCUCGUGCUGGCAUAUACGUAGAAAUUAAAAAAAUAUUGUGAGUUAUGUUAUUAAAAGCUUGCAAUAUGCUAUAAAUAACCACAACGUGCACGUCACCCUUAAAUAUAACUUUAAUAUUACGAUGCAUAAAAUCUAGUUUGCAUUUUUUUGUCUUAUUUGUAAUUUGGCGCUGGCAUUUGGUGACGUGUAAGCGUGAGUCAUGUUCUGUCUCAGUCACACAUCGUAAGUGUGACAGAAAAGCGCUAUCUAUUGAGCUUGUAUGUUGUGUGUUGACACAUUUCCUAAUUUAAAUUCUAUGGUGAUUGAAACCAAAAAAAAUAACCUAUGGUGAUUGAAGAAAGAGACUUUUGGAAUAUUGAUUUCACGAGAUUUAAAAACUAAAAAAUAAAUAAAAUAAAACGAAUUAAAAACAAUUCUGUUUGAGUAAAGUAGUGUAUAAGUAUUGGAAAGUAACAUCACAGGGUAAUUGAUUUGCCAUUGUAAUCGUUUUCUCAAAUUAUUACAAAAGUAUUUAAUAAGUUAAAUAGCAUUAGUAAAUUUCAGCAAAUAUAUUUCGUAAAAGAAAAUUUUUACUGAAAGCUUAUGCAAGGAAUAAUCGAAUUAUAAAUUUAGUCAAACUGUUUAUUAACAAAUUCAAAUUAUAAAAUACUUUUGCUUUUAAUUUUAUUUUUUUUUUCAUUUUUAGCAAUUAUACACGCAAAACAAAAAAAAAAAGGAGACCUCGAAACCUAAAAUAGUUUUUUUUUUUCGAGAAAAAAAGUUGUGUAAAAAUUUCUCUUAUGAAAUAAUUUGAGACAUAUAUAAUAUAAUGUUCGGUGUCUAUAUAAAUAACGUUCAUAUAGUCUUUAUUUUAAUGCCAUAAAAAACAUAAUAACUUUAUAUUCUUAAUCGUAUUGUUGUUACAGAUUUUCAGCUCUAAAUAAAAUAAUAAUAAAUUCCUAGUCAAGUGUUCUUGUGUAAGCUUAUGAAUAUUUAAAAAGUAUAUAUAAAUGUUCUAGUUAUAUAUUUUCGUUUUAAAUGUUAACAGUUCCUUUAUUUUGUAGAACUAUGCUUAUAGUUUGCAAAUGUGUUUAUCCCACCUUUGUUAGUAAUUUGAUAGUUUCAAUAUUUUAUAGAUUGCGUGUUCCUAUUUAAGCUAUCGUAUAAGUUUAAUAUUAUAUAUUGCGUUUGAUAAUUAUCACUAUAGAAUCAUAUCAUCACAUGUAAAAAUAUGAGAACAUAUAUUUACAUUGCUUCAUAUACAAGGUUUGGAUAAAGUUAUAUUCGAAGAGUUAGACUUUAAUUGAGGCAGAAAUAUGUAAGUGAAUAUUAGUUUAUGUUUAAUUAAUGCAAUUUUUUAAAUACAGUAGUCGAAAAAAUACUUACUUGCUGGUAGAUAUGACUUUACAUGUUGCGUUAUAUACUUUUACAUGUUGCGUUCGUGUCAAGACUAUAAUUUUUGUUUCACCUUGUAUUCAGAAAAGUAUACAUACAGAGACAUUGUAAUAUUACAAAAAUGUUUAUUAGUUGAUAAAAGUCGUUAAGUUAAAGUAGGACCAAUUUAAUAAGUCACAUUUGACAUAUGUCAUCUUAUAGCUAGAAUUGUCAAAAAAGUCUUCUUUUGUUAGUAUUAUUAAUUGCAAAGAUUUUGGAUAAACCCCUUAUCUUUGAUUUUUUUUGUUAUAGUUCUGAUUUUGUAACAAUAAAUAUUGUAUGCCCUCCGUUACAAGGUUACAUUUAUGAAUUUGGAUGAAGUGUCAAAUGUGACCUGUUAAAUUGAUCCUCCUUUAAAAUACAUACAUAUUAUAAUACAUAUAAUAGAUAUUAUUAAAAUAUAAUACAUAUUCAUAAAUAUUUAUCCUCUGGUCUUCCAGAUAGACAUUAUUAGGAUAUUGGUGUUGAAAUUCAUAUUGAAUAACUAAUAUAAACAUUAUUUCAUAUAAAAAAGGGCACUCAACAACUCCAUUUCCAUUUAGCGAUAUUCAGUUUAAUGUGGACAAAGAUGUCGCAAAAUGCAAUAUGGCGUCGUGGAAAAAACCUGUUUAUCUGAAAGUUGUAGUCUGUGGUCGUAGUAUUGGUAAAUAACGACGACCUCGGUGGCGCAGUGGUAAAGUGCUUGCCUCUGAACCGAGAGGACCCGGGUUCGAUUCCCGGUCGGGUCAUGAUGUAAAAUGAUCUUUUUCUGAUCGGCCCGGGUCUUGGAUGUUUAUCUAUAUAUGUAUUUGUUAUAAAAUAUAGUAUCGUUGAGUUAGUAUCCCAUAACACAAGUCUCGAACUUACUUUGGGGCUAGCUCAAUCUGUGAUUUGUCCUAAUAUAUUUAUCUAUUUAUAUUGAUUUAAAUCUGUAAUGGCACUUAUAUUACAUACAGCUAUAACUUAUAUACAUAAACUAUAUAACAUUUGAGUCUCAACCUAUCGCUCUUUUUCAUUUUAUUACCAUUGACUCGAGUGGAAUAGCAAUUCGUUGACAUCACUCCAUGUAAAAUGUAAUUGAAAGAACGAUAUAUUGUCAAUUAAAUGUUCCACAGUAUAUUCGUGGUUUAAAACAUAAAGAUAUGAAAUAUAAGAAGUACGUUGUAUGAUGAUCCAUAUUCUUAUUGUAUAGUGGCCAUAUUCAAAUUGAUUGAAAAAUGAAAAUUAUUGAAAAAAAAUGCAUAAUAAAAGACUUACACGAAGAAAACUAUAGAUGACGAGUCAGCAUAGCCAAAUGAGAUACAACAUUCUGGUAUAUUUUAUCAUAUAAAGGGACAGAUUCGGCAUUCUAAAACCGGGCACAUGACGCAGGACAAAAGAUUUUAGCCCUCUGUCCUGUUCUCAUUUCUCUUGUAUGAGCGAAACGAAAGAUAUGACGAAGUCUAUGGUGUUCUCUGUCUAUGAUAAUAAAUUAUAUAAUCAUGAGUUAUACAUAUAAUACUACUCGCCAUGUAACUUAUAUUUGUAUAUCAUGAUAAAUAGUUAAUACAAUAAAAGUUACAAUACAAUUUACAACCAUCACAUAUUAUAAAACGUACUAACAUAAAAUCUGUAGAUGUGUCUGAUGCAUUUUUAAUGCAUGUAUAAUGGCAUAAUAUACAUAAAGCACGAAGCAAUAUUUAAUAAUUAUAUAUUUAUUAUAUACAGUAUAGAUCACAUCUGUAAGGGUGGUUUUAUUUAGGACAUAUACUUAUUUAUACACAAAAAUAUUAUCAGCAUCAUCAAGCAAGCCACUUUUCUUCUUUGGUAGAAAAUUUUGAUAGAUAUCUCAACAUUAUCUAAUAUUAAAAAAUCCAUGAACAGAAACAUGCAAUAUAUUGAAAAUCAAUAAGCAUCCUUCAGAUUUGAUCAUACAUGUAUAUUACAAGUUGUAGAAAAUGUCAUAGUAUUUUUGCACUAGUUCGGAAGUCAAUAGUGAAAUGAAAUAUAUUAUAGUGAAUUUUGAUGCAGAGUUUAUAUGUUUAUAGGCAAUUUUAAAAACACAAUAAGGUUUUGUGGGUUUUCACUUAUAUUUUAGUAAUUUGUAAGACUUUUGGAGUUAUUGCUAUUUAUGAGCUCGGAAUAGAUUUAUUAUUGAAUAUAUAUUUAUCAUAAGGGUUUGUUCGUACGUGAGUUUCAACAACUCUGGACAUGGGAGCUUUAAAACACAUUCGACGUUCAACGCACCGUCACAGGUACCGUUAAACGCAUUGAGCUCAAAAUCAAAUGUGAACAGAUAUGUUCCAAUGCUUUAUAAUGUGCGUUUUUAAGCGCUUGUGCGAACAACACCUUCGAGUCGACAUCAAAAGUAAUUUUUUUGUCGGUUUCUGAGAUCAAGUUCCGCGAGUUUUGGACAAAAAUAUUAUUCUGAAAUAAAGCCGGCUUACUUUUGAUGUUGACAAUUCUCAAUUUCUUAUCUUGCAUACUGUUUUCAAGAGGUUUCAAUUUAAAUAUGCGCUAUUUUACUAGUUAUUAGAACGUUUAGGACCCGUUUCACCAGUUGACGAUACACUUUGUUCCAUUUAAAUAAAUAAAUAAAUUUAUCCCUUUUAUCUAAAGACUGCGCCACGGAAGAAUUGCUGUGGCAAUAUGGAAAUAUCAUUAAUAAACCGGCCACGUUGUUGUUGUCAGCGACGUCUGCUUUCUUUCGUGGCGCGGGUUCUACCAGAUAAUGCUUAAAAUAUUGAACGCCAGUUUCUCAUAACGUCAACCUCGCACUACGCGCCAUUUUCGACAAAUGUAUUUUCCUUGUAUUGUAUCUUAUAUCUGUGAUUUUUUUCUCACCAUACGAACUUUUUGAUGAUACGCAUGGCAUGUAUCACUCAAAAAUUCAUAUAGGAAUUUACACGGGAACAAUGUGAAGAAAAUUUUCGGGAAUUUCCGAGAAUACUUCCAGACCUUUUCAAUACAAUCUCAUCUACAUUGCUACUCAUAAGGGCGAUAUCGAAAAUUCUUUCCUGUUUCCGUAGUGUUGAAUCAGAAAUUAAUUUAAUGAUAUUUUGCGAAAGUGACACCAAAUGUUUCACGGUAACAUUUUGCUAAACUGGCGUUCUGCGAUAGAACCGUGUAAAAUCCACAAGCGUCGUUGGUGAUUCAGGCACUAAACUAUUUAAGAAAUGUUUAAUCUACCGCCUUGUUUAAAAGUUAUCAUAUUUAGCUGAUAAUUUUGUGGCCUUAUAAGAGGUUUUAUUUUUGACACGUUUUAUUUUUGUCGUAUCUUACAAUAAUUUGCAGAAAUGUUUUACUAGCUGCACGCCGCGGUGUUACAUGCGGUUUUUUAUUCGUUGUAAUUAAUUUAUACGUUGUUUAAAAAAUUACUUAGUUUUUAAUGUUAUGCACAGUAGCGCCAUCUACUUUAUAAAGCGCCAUUGACCUAUCAGUGUUUAUGACCAAAUACUACGGGAAUCGUGUAAGAUUUGGGAUAAAAACUACCCUAUAUUAACACAUAGGAUGUUUAGUAUUGAGGUAUCUGGUAUCCAAGAUAUUAGUUACCUCAAUACUAAAUUUUAUAAAAAUUGGCCCAGCCGUUUGAGCGUGAAGAGUGAACAUAGUUUCAUACUUCGCCUUUAUUAGUCGAGUUAGUAAGACAUACUUGUACUACGUGCAGGGGCGACCGAGCUCCGCUCUGUAUUUUAUGUUUCAAGUCUCUCCUCCAUAGGCCACAAAAUUGACAGAUAUUUACGUACUUAAAUAAAUCAGUGUCUAUAAUACUCUCAAUCAUCUCUUUAUUGUUGCAUCUCUUACAGUCUAGUCAUUUUAUGUGUAUUGUGCUCGGUGUGAUAAACCAUUAAAUAAAUGUUUCAGAAAGCAAAUUGUUUUAUUUUUCACUUCGGAGUAAUAUGCCGCUUCCAUAUCGGAAAUUCCCUC